UCAACAGAGAAGCAGUGCCCUUUUUUAUUUUCCCAACUUCCUUAUAUCUCAUGUGACCUAUAUUGCUGCACUGCUUUGUGUUUAUUAUCUGCAGAUAAUGGAGCCAAUGAAUUCACUUGAGACUGCAGACUUGCAGCCUGCUGUCCCACUGUCUCCCUCUAUUUGUGUUCCUCUCACACUGAGAGAUGGUGAGUGUUACCAUGUCUUCGUUAGCUACAGCAGCAAUGACUACCAGUGGACCCACUCCCUCAUCAACCAGCUGGAGUCCUGGGGCAUGCAGGUCUGCUUCCAUGACCGUGACUUCACUCCUGGCUGCACCGUGUGGGACAACAUGUCCAACUGCAUCCAGGAGAGCCAGAAGGUCUUGCUGGUUCUCAGCAAAGAGUUUGUGAGGAGCCGCUGGUGUCUCCUGGAGGCUAACAUGUCACUGUUAAAAGACUGCCUGGAGAGGAAGCCCAUCAUCCCAGUGCUGCUGGAGCGAGGGGUCUCUGUUCCUCUCCACCUCUGCCACCUCACCUACCUGGAGGGCAACGACCCUGACUUUAUGAAUAAACUACUCAAGGUGAUCUGCACGUCCAACCAGCAGCUUCAAGGGUCCACUGUGAUGCCCUUCCAGCCUCCCUCUAUAUACAACGGUAAGGCCCUGCAGCCUUUGACUGCUGUCAAUGAUGAGGAGCUCUAUAAAUGGGAUUCUGGUCAGUUCAGUGACAUGGAGGUGCCAGACCAACUGCACCUGAUCAUUGAGGACCAAGAGAAGUACAGAACGGCUGUGAGGAUGAUUAAUAGUGUCUCGCAAAAUAAAGUGUGGCUGCGCCAACUUUGGGUUAGGGUAUUGAUCUACAUUAGUGGUGUAAUUUUUUUUUCCUUCUUUGUAGGAUUUUCUAUAUAUAUGACAAUUGGUAGCAUAGUGCUUCUAAGUGAAAACAAAAACCUUAUCGGAGUAAGGGUGCUCACUAGUUUUAGUUUCUUCUGUGUUCCAUUGGGGUUGAUUAUUCAGAUUAGUCUCUGGAAGAAGGAUGAUGAGAAGUACAUAGUGAGGGAGAUGCAGAAAGCCAUAGGUCAAGCAAACACAAUCCUCUCUGCGGAGAAGGUGUUAAUGGGCUGUCGGUCCAAUUCAAAAAUCUAUCUGGUGUAUGUUUCUCUGGACAGUUGCAAAGAAGAGUUUGCAGGAACAUUUUCAGAGCAGGAUGGUGCUGAAGAUAUGUUUCAAAAAGCUCUGAUGUUCUUCUCAUCAGGUUACGCCUGCUGCCUUGCUAAAAGACACUUUCCCUUUCCCCAGCCCAGCUCCACUGGUCACCUGGAGCGAGGGGUGUGUUUCUGUCAGUAUGUCUCCGAGCAGCUGAAGACAGGGAAAUGGGAAUAGAAGUAAUAGUAUGGACCUGCAAUUAAUGAGUAGGUCAGUGCUGGACAAACACUAUUAGGAAUAUUUUUAUAAAGACAGCAACAUUUUAUAUUAAUUCCCUAUUUAUGGCAUAUAAUUUGCCAUAAAUUUAA
This is a messenger RNA of Micropterus salmoides (largemouth bass), 1494 nucleotides long. RefSeq lists its product as uncharacterized. Gene Ontology annotation, cellular component: membrane. Bases 98 to 1363 code for a protein of 421 amino acids. The record is from RefSeq and is a predicted model, not a curated record. Lineage: Eukaryota; Metazoa; Chordata; Actinopteri; Centrarchiformes; Centrarchidae. Gene Ontology annotation, biological process: immune response; toll-like receptor signaling pathway; inflammatory response. Gene Ontology annotation, molecular function: transmembrane signaling receptor activity. The transcript is spliced from 2 exons.